Messenger RNA from Ilyonectria robusta, 1029 nucleotides. RefSeq lists its product as uncharacterized. NCBI's taxonomy places the organism in Eukaryota, Fungi, Ascomycota, Sordariomycetes, Hypocreales, Nectriaceae. Bases 1 to 1029 code for a protein of 342 amino acids. Gene Ontology annotation, molecular function: oxidoreductase activity, acting on the CH-OH group of donors, NAD or NADP as acceptor. The transcript is spliced from 4 exons. The record is from RefSeq and is a predicted model, not a curated record.
AUGACAAAGGUUCUACUCACAGGUGGCUCUGGCUUUAUCGCCGCCCACACCCUUGAACAGCUCCUCGAGAAGGACUACUCUGUCGUCACCACCGUCCGCUCCGAGGAAAAGGCACAGAAGAUUCGCGGUGCGCACACUGACCAGGUCGAGGCUGGAAAGCUAGAAGUCCUCAUUGUCCCGGACAUUGCUCAGGAGGGCGCCUUUGAUGAGGUGGUGAAAACUCCCGGUAUUGACGUCGUGUUGCACACAGCGAGCCCGUUCCACUUCAACAUUACCGACCCUAAGAAGGAUCUCGUUGACCCGGCGGUUAUCGGAACCACUGGCAUAUUGAAGGCGCUCCAUGCAUCGGGCUCCUCAGUCAAGCGGGUCGUCAUCACCUCGUCAUUUGCCUCCAUCGUGGACGAGGCUCACUUCACUGACCCAGCCAAAACCUUCACCGAGGCCGACUGGAAUCCCGUCCAACUGGAAGACAUCAACCGCUCCCCAGCCGCCGCCUACCGCGCAUCAAAGAAGCUUGCCGAACUUGCGGCUUGGGACUUUGUAAGUGAAAACAAGCCCUCUUUCGACCUUGUUACCAUCUGCCCGCCCAUGGUGUUCGGCCCCGCCGUCCCCUACUUCGCCACUCUCGACGGCAUCAACACGUCCAACGAGCGCGUCGUCUCGCUGCUACGCGGCGACUGGAAGGCCGAGAUCCCGGCAAGCAGGCCCGUCCCGAUGUGGAUCGACGUACGGGAUGCUGCCAGGGCGCACAUCCGCGCGCUCGAGGAGCCGUCGGCCGGUGGUCAGCGGCUGCUCACGACUCCCGGGAACUUUUCAAACCGCGAGAUUGCCGACAUUGUGCGCGCCAAGUUCCCCGAGUUUGCGGACAAGCUCCCCGGGCCCGAGGUGCCCGGCGGCGAGUUCCCGCCCGAGGACCAGGUCUUCAAGAUUGACAACAGCGUGACCAAGAAGCUCCUGGGCUUUGAGUGGAUUACGUUGGAGAAGAGCAUUACGGACUUGGUGACGUCGCUCAAGGAGCACGGGAUCUGA